AUGUACAAUGCCUUGCACAUAGAAGUGUUUGUCCAGCAUGAUGCUGCUCAACUCUACCUCACAGUCUGGAACCUAAUUAAGGACCAAAUCAUAGAUGUGGACUUGGUAGAGAGGCUGCAGGCCCUUUAUACAAUCCGGAUGAAGGAGUCCUUGGUUUGCCUUGAAUGUACAACGGAAAGGAGCAGAAAUAGUAGCAUGCUGACCCUCCCCCUUCCUCUUUUUGAUAUGGACUCAAAGCCCCUGAAAACCCUGGAGGAUGCCCUUCGCUGUUUCUUCCAACCCAGGGAGUUAUCAGGCAAAAGCGAAUGCUUCUGUGAGAACUGUGGGAAGAAGACUUGUGGGAAGCAGGUCUUGAAGCUGACCCAUUUGCCCCAGACCUUGACAAUCCACCUCUUGCGGUUCUCCAUCAGGAAUUCGCAGACAGAAAAAAUCUGCCACUCACUUUAUUUCCCCCAGAGUUUGGAUUUAAGUCAGGUCCUUCUGAUUGAGGAAGAUCUCUGCAGUGCUGAGGAACAGCUUGGAAGACAGUAUGAGCUCUUUGCUGUGGUUGCCCAUGUUGGGGCAGCUGACUUUGGUCAUUACUGUGCCUAUAUCCAGAAUUCUGUGGAUGGAAAAUGGUUCUGCUUCAACGACUCCAAUGUUUGUUGGGUAUCCUGGGAAGACAUCCAGUGUACUUAUGGAAAUCAUAACUACCGCUGGCGGGAAACUGCAUAUCUUCUGGUUUACAUGAAGAUUGAAUCCUAAUGGAUGUACCCUAAACUGUCAGAGACUGACAAAGUUUCAUUUUCCUUUUCUAUCCCUGGAUCUGCUGACUCUCUCAAGAGAUUUUGCAGUGAGAAGAAGGAUCAUUUUCAAAUUGUAUAGUUAAAUUUUAUUUAUAAUCGGGGUUGAUUAUCAAAAUAUUUACCAGUAACUCUGCAUGGGUCUUGAUCAGUCAGAAUAGAUACUUCCACUGGCUAGAGCCAGGACCUGAGUGCUUCCUGCUGUGGAAGGCAUGAAUCCCUUAGUUAGGAGAGUAGAGGGGUCGAAGUGUUCCCAGGGGAGGGGAAACCAGGCCAACAAUUGUAAUGGGAGGCAUUCAGGUGGCAAGGGGCAGUGGCAGGGAAGUAUUUAAGUAUUUUACAGCUAGUUUGACUAUACUGGUAUGUACUGGCAGAAUAUUAUUUUUGUUUAUAAUUUAAAACAAUUUUAGAACCCAUACUACUUUAAUAAAAGUGAAGUGUUUUAUAAUUGUUAUUCAUUUAUUUGACAAAUAUGUAUUGAUCACCUACUCUCCGAAAGGUAGUGUGCUAGGCACCAUAAUGAAUAAAGUUCUUUUUCUCCAAA
Herpailurus yagouaroundi (jaguarundi) is the source of this 1326-nucleotide messenger RNA. RefSeq names its product ubiquitin specific peptidase 18 (gene USP18). The record is from RefSeq and is a predicted model, not a curated record. Gene Ontology annotation, biological process: protein deubiquitination. Gene Ontology annotation, cellular component: cytosol; nucleus. Lineage: Eukaryota; Metazoa; Chordata; Mammalia; Carnivora; Felidae. The transcript has 8 exons. Gene Ontology annotation, molecular function: cysteine-type deubiquitinase activity. The coding region runs from base 1 to 744 and encodes 247 amino acids.